Messenger RNA from Xyrauchen texanus (razorback sucker), 1730 nucleotides. RefSeq names its product vimentin (gene vim). Gene Ontology annotation, biological process: intermediate filament organization. The record is from RefSeq and is a predicted model, not a curated record. The transcript has 9 exons. The coding region runs from base 136 to 1515 and encodes 459 amino acids. NCBI's taxonomy places the organism in Eukaryota, Metazoa, Chordata, Actinopteri, Cypriniformes, Catostomidae. Gene Ontology annotation, molecular function: structural constituent of cytoskeleton. Gene Ontology annotation, cellular component: plasma membrane; cytoplasm; axon.
CCGGGCCGAAUCUCUGCAGUGGUCUCGGUUGGACAGGACAAUCUGAGUGUCUUUGCGCUUAAACUGGGACAAAAAGUGAAAACGGUCGUAGGUUUCGAGGAGACAACAUACCAUUAAAACUAAAGGAUUACAAACAUGACAAGCCGAACAACUACAACUACAUCUUCUUAUCAAAGGAUGUUCGGUGGGCAGCGACCCGCGAUAUCCCGUUCCACUUAUUCGAAUCGCCAGUACAGCAGCCCGGUGCGUACAACAACAUCCAGGGUCACCUACCGCAGCGCCUCUUCCGCGCCUCCAUCCAUGUACAUGUCCAAGGGUGCAAGAGUGCGCAGCAGCGCGCCCAUGCCAAGGCUCUCCACCGAUACUUUGGAUUUCGGGCUCGCUGAAGCCAUGAACACCGAGUUUAAAGAAACCCGCACCAAUGAGAAGGCUGAGUUGCAGCAUCUGAAUGACAGAUUCGCAAAUUACAUAGAUAAAGUAAGACUCCUGGAGCAGCAGAACAAGAUCUUGAUCGCGGAGCUCGAGCAGCUGAGAGGGAAAGGCUUGUCCAGGGUUGGGGAUCUGUACGAGGAUGAGAUGAGAGAAUUGAGACGGCAAGUGGACCAGCUCACCAACGAGAAGGCAAGGGUGGAAAUGGACCGGGACAAUCUGGGAGAUGAUAUAGACCACCUAAAACAAAAACUUCAAGAAGAGAUGCUUCAGAAGGAGGAUGCUGAACACACCCUGCAGGGUUUCAGAAAGGAUGUUGAUAAUGCCUCCCUUGCUCGUCUGGACUUGGAGAGAAAAGUGGAGUCCUUGCAAGAGGAGAUUGCUUUCUUGAGGAAACUUCAUGAUGAGGAACUUGCAGAGAUGCAGAUUCAGAUCCAGGAACAACAUGUGCAGAUUGAUAUGGAAGUGGCCAAACCUGACCUCACCGCUGCCCUAAAGGACGUUCGCCAGCAAUACGAGACUCUGGCCGCCAGGAACGUCCAAGAGUCCGAAGAAUGGUACAAAUCCAAGUUUGCUGACCUGUCAGAAGCUGCUGCCCGUAACAACGACGCGAUUCGUCUGGCCAAGCAGGAAGCCAAUGACUACCGCCGUCAGCUUCAAUCACUCACCUGUGACUUAGAAUCUCUCAAAGGAAUGAAUGAGUCACUGGAACGUCAGAUGAGAGAGAUGGAGGAGAACUUUUCCAUCGAAGCAUCUGGUUACCAGGACAACAUUUUGCGUCUAGAGGAGGACAGCCGUAACAUGAAGGAUGAGAUGGCACAUCAUCUACGUGAAUACCAAGAUCUGCUGAAUGUUAAGAUGGCCUUGGAUAUUGAGAUCGCCACCUACAGGAAGCUGCUGGAGGGAGAGGAAAGCAGGAUCACCACACCUUUUCCCAACAUCACGUCAUUCACCCAACGAGAGUCCAUGAAGGAAACCAGACCUUUGAUUGACAACCUGACUAAGAAAGUGGUGAUAAAGACCAUCGAGACAAGAGAUGGACAUAUAAUUAAAGAGUCCAGCCAAAAUCAGGGUGAUCUGGAAUGAACUGCAUCUGAACCUGUGACCAGUAGGGGCACUAGAGAGCUGAAGAAGGUGGCACUGAACUAGGACAUGAACUUUCUUUUUGUUGUGUCUGUUAGAAGAAAAAAAAAAAUAAGAAAGAAAAACAGCUUUAAAGUGCCUUUUUUUUUUUGCAUUGCCACACUAGAGAGGACUGUUAAUAGAUCAGUAUUAGAGCUGAGAAGACACUGUAGUUAAGA